ACAUCCGGGUCUUGCGCUGCUGCUGGUGUGCAGACAUUCGGUCCCGAACACAGCGGACCAAAACAGCGGUCAAACCCGACACUUUCCACGUUCAGGACGCUGAAUAAAUGGGAAUGAUGCAGCCUUGGUUUAAACAGAUAAGGGUGAUCCGCUCUUUCAUAGACUGAAUGCGGAGCAAAACAAUCCGCCAGCCUGUCUCUCUCACCACCGCCGCGCUCAGUUUAUAUCUCUCUCUUUCUUUUCGUCCUUCUCUUUUAUCUGGUUUUUACCUCCUCCACUACAGAACUGUCCAGGGCUCAUUUUUAGUGGAUUUCUAAGCCGCAGAGAUGGGUGCGUUUCUGGAUAAGCCAAAGAUGGAGAAGCACAACGCUCAUGGUGAAGGCAAUGGCCUGUGCUACGGCCUGAGCAGCAUGCAGGGCUGGCGUGUAGAGAUGGAGGAUGCGCAUACCGCUGUCAUCGGCCUGCCCAACGGCUUGGACCCCUGGUCGUUCUUCGCUGUUUACGAUGGGCAUGCAGGAUCACAGGUGGCACGUUACUGCUGCGACCACCUCCUGGAGCACAUCACCAACAACCCUGACUUCCAGGGUGGAGGCGGAGGAGGGUGUCCAGCCGUGGAGGCCAGCGUAGACAGCGUGAAAUCUGGAAUCCGUACUGGUUUCCUGCAGAUCGACGAUCACAUGCGGCAGAUCUCGGAGAAGAAACAAGGUGGUGCCGACCGCAGCGGCUCGACCGCCGUCGGUGUGAUGAUUUCACCCCGCCACAUCUACUUUAUCAACUGCGGAGACUCAAGGGGUUUGCUGAGCCGCGGAGGGGCUGUGCACUUCUUCACACAGGACCACAAACCCAACAACCCUUUGGAGAAGGAGAGGAUCCAGAACGCUGGAGGAUCUGUGAUGAUCCAGCGCGUCAAUGGGUCCCUGGCAGUGUCUAGGGCUCUGGGGGAUUUUGACUAUAAGUGUGUGUAUGGUAAGGGUCCCACGGAGCAGCUGGUGUCGCCGGAGCCUGAGGUGUAUGCUAUCGAGCGGUCGGAGGUGGAGGAUGAGUUUAUUGUUCUUGCUUGUGACGGGAUCUGGGAUGUGAUGGCCAAUGAGGAGCUGUGUGAUUUUGUUCGUUCACGACUGGAGGUGACUGAUGAUCUGGAGAGGGUCUGCAAUGAAAUUGUGGAUACCUGUUUGUAUAAGGGAAGUCGUGACAACAUGAGUGUUGUGUUGGUGUGUUUCGUCAGUGCACCGAAGGUUUCCCCUGAAGCUGUCAAAAGGGAAGCAGAGCUUGAUAAAUACCUAGAGAGCCGAGUAGAAGAGAUCCUGAAGAGGCAGGGGGACGAAGGUGUGCCCGACCUGGUACAUGUGAUGCGCACGUUAGCAUCUGAGAGCAUCCCCAACCUACCACCUGGAGGAGAGCUGGCCAGCAAGCGGAGUGUAAUUGAAGCAGUAUACAACAAACUUAACCCAUACAGGAAUGAGGAUACAGACUCUGCAUCCACGGAUGACAUGUGGUAGCCCUGCCCCUUUAAACACUGCACAGAGUUUACAACCCUCCAGUACCCUGCACAACAACCUUUCCUACAGGACCCGGCACCAGAACCCUGCACAAGAACCCUCAACUACUACAGGACCUGCACAAGAACCCUCAACUACUACAGGACCUGCACAAGAACCCUACCACAGCCCAGCUCAGCUGCUCUGGACUGUUCGGAGGAAGAAGAGGUGGAAGAAGAGGAAAGGAACGAGGGCUCCCUCCCCUUGUUCACAUAACGUUCCCUCUCAGUGCUAGGCAAUGGUACCUUCUGGAAAUUUUCUGCAUACUCCUCUGUCCCGAAUCAGUCGUUUUCCAAAUCCUUUUAUCCUUAACAUCACCCUCUUAAAAAAAUCCAACACUUUUUUUUCCAUUUUAAUUUUUUUGUUGUUGUUUUUUUGGUGUAAUUAAUUUGAUUCACAUUUCCUUGUGUGUUUGUAUAUUUCAGCUUUUAUUUCUGUGAAGUGCAAUUGUCUUGUACAAAGAAAAGCCUGUAUCAAAUUCAGCUUGAUAUUUAAGUUUAUAAAAAAAAGACAAAAAUGGCACACCUUUAUGCCCUGCCUGCUUUUGUUUCCUCUCCAAAAGCUGAAGCCCAACACAUCUGCCUCCCUAUUUCCUUUCACUUCUUCUUUUUUUUUAAAUUUUUUUUUAAACAAAAUACAACUUUUUGUAUUGUUACUUUUUAAGUGAAACGGGUAAAUGAUAUGGGCUCACAGUACAGUAAGCUUUUUUGUAAAUCUCACAGCACAGAUGACAGUAAUCGGUAUGUUCUCUCAGUACUACUGUUUUUCUUUUUCUGGUGGGGUGGGUAUUUUAUUUUUUAUUAUAACUUUUUUUAAUUUUAUUUUACUUUUUUGAGGAAACUGCUUUAACUAACUUAUUCUAAGCUGAAGUUGUGUGUGUGAAUGAGUGAGUCUUAUGAGAAAUCAAUGGUGUUGUGUAUGUAUGUGUGUGUGUGUAAGAGGAUGCAUGUUUGAUCCACCAAACUAUUUCCAUAGUGCAAGGUGUGUGUGUGUGUGCGCGUGCAUUGUGAGUCUAUUACCUGAUGCGCUAACCCUGAUUAUCUUUUAUCAUCAACACUAGGACUCUUCUCUACAGUGUUCUGCACUACUGCAGCACUUGAUUUU
Messenger RNA from Sinocyclocheilus anshuiensis, 2642 nucleotides. RefSeq names its product protein phosphatase 1A. Gene Ontology annotation, molecular function: protein serine/threonine phosphatase activity; manganese ion binding; magnesium ion binding. The transcript has 6 exons. The record is from RefSeq and is a predicted model, not a curated record. Lineage: Eukaryota; Metazoa; Chordata; Actinopteri; Cypriniformes; Cyprinidae. The coding region runs from base 327 to 1499 and encodes 390 amino acids. Gene Ontology annotation, biological process: protein dephosphorylation.